Messenger RNA from Dromiciops gliroides (monito del monte), 255 nucleotides. Its product is annotated as NADH dehydrogenase [ubiquinone] 1 alpha subcomplex subunit 3-like. The transcript has a single exon. The record is from RefSeq and is a predicted model, not a curated record. NCBI's taxonomy places the organism in Eukaryota, Metazoa, Chordata, Mammalia, Microbiotheria, Microbiotheriidae. Bases 1 to 255 code for a protein of 84 amino acids. Gene Ontology annotation, cellular component: mitochondrial inner membrane.
AUGGCAGGCAGAUUAGACCUGUUCCUGAAAGAAGCUUGGGCCAAGGAGCCACUGCUGACAGUGUCCUUUGUCAUCAGCACCAUGGCUCUGCUCUUCCCUCCCUUAAGCCCCUAUACAAAGUACGCAGGCACAAUCAACCAAGCUACACCUUACAACUACCCUGUUCCUGUUCAAGAUGAUGGCAACAUGCAUGACAUCCCCAGCUACCCUCAGGACGCUCAGGGUCCUUCCCUCCAGUGGUUGAAGAAUCUGUGA